AUGAGUGUGCGGAGUAUUGUGACAAAGCAGCUGCUGCGACAGUCCACGUUGCAGCCGCGGCUGAAGCUUCCUGCUGGUAGGGUCGUGUCACUUGAGGAGGGUCGACGUUUGGCACGCUUGGUACACGAGGAGACGGAACAAACAGAUGCUGCCAAUUUGGCUGCCGUUGAGAAUCGGUCGCUGAAUUCGCCUGUCGUUCUGGAGGAGGAGGUAUCGAAGCGCAUUUUGCUUCUGCGACAGAGGAGUAAUAAGGCUGCCAAUAUCAAGGCAGCUGUCGCUUAUGCCCAGCGUAGCAAGGUGCCCAGUGCCGUGGGAAAGAUGGGGACGGAGGUGCGUGAGGUGGCCGUGAAGUUGCUGCGCAAAGAUUCUUCUGCUCGUGGCGCAUUGAAGGAGCGUCAUGAACGCACCAAAAGGACGAGAAGCUCGAAGAAGCGGGCAGUUGGCACACGCAAGUGA
This is a messenger RNA of Trypanosoma cruzi, 456 nucleotides long. RefSeq lists its product as uncharacterized. NCBI's taxonomy places the organism in Eukaryota, Euglenozoa, Kinetoplastea, Trypanosomatida, Trypanosomatidae. The transcript has a single exon. The record is from RefSeq and is a predicted model, not a curated record. Bases 1 to 456 code for a protein of 151 amino acids.